This is a messenger RNA of Cydia strobilella, 1688 nucleotides long. RefSeq lists its product as uncharacterized. The transcript has 3 exons. The record is from RefSeq and is a predicted model, not a curated record. Bases 240 to 1688 code for a protein of 482 amino acids. NCBI's taxonomy places the organism in Eukaryota, Metazoa, Arthropoda, Insecta, Lepidoptera, Tortricidae.
UCCCGGCUUCGUCUCGAGAUUUAAAUUUACCAUGUAGUAGCUCCGCUACGCGCUAUUCCACUCGCACUUUAGCUAAUUAACGUUAGAGUAAGAAAGACAAAAAACAAGUUUUCCCACUCCAACUACCCAGUACGGUAGGUUCACUCCGCCGCUAGUCUGGCCCGUCAUUAUCUUUCGUGCGCGCGUGCACUACGCACUUGGCUAUAAAAAUACAUACAUAAAUAGUGAUUUAAAUAAAAAUGUCGAAACGGUCACAUCAAGAAACCAAUGAAGACCGUUGGAGAAGAAAAAUAAAGGACUAUGAAGCUAAGCUGGCGACAACAAAACGAAGACGUCGCGUGAUCUACUCCAGUGGAAGCGAUUCGAGCGAUGACGAGGCGAUAGAUGUACAACCAGAAGAACAUCUCAAUAACGACGUCGUCCAGACUGAGCUGUACACGGAUGAAAAUAAUGUGGUUGAAGAACCUGGCACCGAGUUAGCUGCACAAGUAGAGGAAAUGAAUGAUCCAUCAUCAUCAUCAGCCGGCCAGGUACCCAAUGUAGACCCUGAUUUACUUCUUGCACUUGGGGAUUCCGUCACGGAUACCCCUCAGUGGAGAGACGAUAUUCUGCAAGAUAUAUCUCAGCGAUGGGAGCCCAUACUUAAAACGGGUCUUGCAAAGGAAAUCAAGGAAGACCUUUUAAAGAAAUAUCUGUUUCCUAAAAACGUCCCCCUGUCAAAGCCCCCAGUGCUAAACCCAGAAGUGUCUGCCAUGCUAACCGAAACGUGCCGGAGCAGAGAUGCCCGCGUUUCCUCCAAGCAGAAUCAAAUAGGUCGCGCUAUCGCAGCCUUAGGAAAAGCUAUGUCCGGCAUACUAACAAAGUCUAUGAAGGGCUCGGAGGUUGUUAAAAUACUCAACGACGCCGGCAAGCUUCUCGCCGACUCUCACUUCUUAGAGACAGACACACGGCGAUCACUAAUUAUGCCGUUAUUAGAUAAAUCAUAUGUCACCCUGUUCAAAGAGCGGCCACGCGACAGUUUCCUAUUCGGAGAGAACUUGGGGGAGUUCAUCAAGUCGUCAAGGGGCAUAAAGAAGACAGGAGAGCUGAUCGCGCCUACGGCACCAUCUACUUCAUCCACUAAUUUAAACUGGGCGGGCCUGCCGCGCCAGCAACGCGUCAACCGACCGCCAGUACAACGCGGCGGCGGCGGCGGGCAGCGAGCACCGCGGGCGGCCCCGCCGCCGCCGCCGCCGCGGCCGCGCCGAGCGCCGGCUCCUCCCCCGCGCGCCCCGCGCCGAGCACCGCCCGCAUCCAGCCGACGGCCGGCGCCGCGGUCGAGAUCCCCGUACCGGCAGCUCCAGUCCCUUAGCAAGUGGCGCACUCAAGGUGCGCAUCCACAACUGGGCGAGAUGGUCAUCAUCAAGGAUGACCGCCUACCACCGAACCGAUGGCUGCUCGGACGAGUCACGGCCGUCCACCCGGGCAGCGACGGCGUCAACCGCGUCGCCGACAUCCUCACCACUACGGGGACCCUGCGCCGGGCAUACAACCGGCUCUGCCCACUUCCAUCAACGUUGGAUCAGGCAGCUCCUGAUCCAAGGGGGCAGCCUGUUAACGCGCCAUCCAUGUGUGCGUGCACGCACACAUACACCACCCGAUCUACGCGGUGCCGCGAGCGCCGGCACGCCGCAUACUCCGAUCCGUAA